This is a messenger RNA of Rubroshorea leprosula, 1643 nucleotides long. The record is from the annotation of a GenBank genome assembly. NCBI's taxonomy places the organism in Eukaryota, Viridiplantae, Streptophyta, Magnoliopsida, Malvales, Dipterocarpaceae.
GAAGCAAACAUAGUAGUAAGAACCAACCGCUCCAACUCAUGAACAAAAUUUCCUUCGAUUAAAUUCGAAACGAAGCCGCAAACUCAGGGUAAUAGACUUGAUGGAUUCAAAGUUGCCGUCUCCUCCUGGUGAUGGUUCUAACACCAAAACAGCAUUUCGCAAGCCUUCAAAUGAUGCAGCUAACAGGAAGUAUCGGCGCCGUUCUCCAGUUGGUGGGUCGUCUUCGUCUGAAGGCAGUCCUCAUCGUGACCAUAACUCCAGUCCUGUCCUUUUGAAGGAAGAUACUGCAAAAGAUUCUGAAUAUCGAUCAAGAAGGAAAGAUGAUGGCAGAAAUGGUGAUUCAUAUAGACAUUAUGAACGACAGUCAUCAAGGAGUUCCCAUGGUUAUUCUAGGCAAGAUGACCGUGUGAAACCUGACAAGCGUGUAGACGAUAGUGAUAGACAUUAUGAUAGGUAUUCUUCUCGCUCUGGUAGGGAGUCAAGAGGUAGCAGUCGUUCUGAUCGUACAAGAGAAGAAAGUGAGCAUAGUAGGUCUAGAAACUACUCAUCAAAGGAGGACAGAUAUUCCCAUGAUGGACAUGAUGGUUCAGGAAAUAGAAGCAAGGAGAAGGACAAAGAGUCUCACAAAUAUAAAGAUAGGGAUUUAUCUUUUGACAGAGCUGGACCUGUAAAGAGACGGGACAGAGAUGAUCGAGAUGAAAAAAGGGAUUAUUAUAGAAGUUCAGAAGACCAUAAAAGUCAUCGUCUGGCUUCCUAUGAAGAAUCCAGGGGCCAUCGACACGAUUCCUCUUCUGGGAGGGACAAUGAUAAAUAUCGCUUUAAAGGGGAGAAGUAUGAUGAACUGGAAGCUUGCGGGGAUAAGGAUCAAAACAUUAGGGUACCAGUGGAGAAGUCCAUCUUUGCAAGUGAAAAUGAAGAAUCACCAGCUAAAAAACCAAAGCAUUUUAGUUCCAGCAAGGGCACCACUGAUUAUGCUGAUGAAAAGCAGACAUCAAGUUUAGACAAGGCUCAGGAGAGUGGUAGUAGAGGUAUUGCAGGAGAGGUACAUGGCAAUGACUCUGAGGCCACUAAUGACCUAAAUGCUGCAAAAGUUGCUGCAAUGAAAGCUGCUGAGCUAGUUAAUAAGAACCUUGUUGGGGUGGGUUUUAUGACUGCUGACCAAAAGAAGAAGCUGCUAUGGGGAAACAAGAAGAACACAACAACAGACGAGACUGGCCAUCACUGGGAUACUGCAAUGUUUGGUGAUCGUGAACGACAAGAAAAAUUCAAUAAACUCAUGGGUGUGAAAGGCGAGCUGAAGGUGGAGCAGCAGCCAAACAAUCAAGAUGGCAAUGGUCACCUCCAAGCCGAGAAGCAGAGGGAACUUCAGCUGGACUUGGACUUGGAGAAACAGUAUACUGCCGGACUCAGGAGAAGAGAUGGACGCACUGUUGGAUUAGGUCUCUGAGUAUCAACCUUGAAUCAUACUUUAUCGCUAGAACAGUUCCUUGUGACAUUGUGUUGUCCUUAUUUGCAGGAAUAUUAAUUCCUGAACUUCUAUGCUUUUGGCAUGCUGGGAAAAAUUUGCCUUUUUAUGGGAUGUUUAAAGACUUGGCAAAUGACAUAUUUGAACCUUUUCAUCUUUCAGCAUUAUCAGUUUUCCA